Molecule: messenger RNA, 2886 nt
Organism: Polistes dominula (European paper wasp)
Lineage: Eukaryota; Metazoa; Arthropoda; Insecta; Hymenoptera; Vespidae
Product: aldo-keto reductase 1B
Molecular function (GO): oxidoreductase activity
Source: RefSeq, a predicted model, not a curated record
AAUAAUAAAAGAAAAAGACAUCAUCUUAUACUGGUAUUGCGUUAGCAUAUUUUUUUUUAUUUACAUUUUGCAGUUUAAAAUAACAUAAUUAUCGACAUGGUAAGAUGAUUAUCAAUAUUCUUUUAAAUUUAUAUCUUAUAUCUACAAAAUGGUUAUAUAACACCUCUUUGAUAAAUAGCAGAGACGAAUGAUAGAUAAUACAGAUUGAAAAUAGCUGUGCAACUACAUACUGUUAAACGUAUCAAUUAAAAGUUUGUUGAGGUUAAUCAUUUAAAAAAAUGGCUGAAAUUCCUUCCAUAACACUUGCAAAUGGAUAUAAAAUGCCGAUGUUUGCUUUAGGAACUUAUUUGUCUCAACCGGGAGAAGUGGAAAAAGCUGUUAUGGAUGCUAUUGACCUUGGAUACCGUCACAUUGAUACAGCUUUCUUUUAUGAAAAUGAAAAAGAAAUUGGUGCUGCGAUACAAGCAAAAAUCAAUGAUAAAACUGUAACAAGAGAAGAGCUUUUUAUUACUACGAAGUUAUGGAAUAAUCGUCACAAGAAAGAGAGUGUAGUUGUAACUUGUAAACAAUCUUUAGAAAAUCUUGGAUUGACUUACAUUGAUUUAUAUUUAAUUCAUUGGCCAUUUGCUUAUCAAGAAGGAGACGUAUUAAUACCUAAAGACAAGGAUGGUAAACUUUUAUUAUCAGAUACCGAUUAUCUUGAGACAUGGAGCGGUAUGGAAGAAUGCGUUCAACAAGGAUUAACUCGUAGUAUUGGAGUCAGUAAUUUUAAUUCUGAACAAAUAACUCGAUUGGUAAAAUCCGCUAAAUUUAUUCCUGUAAAUAAUCAAGUCGAAGUUAGCGUAAAUCUUAAUCAAGAAAAUUUAAUUAAUUUUUGCAAAAAGUAUAAUAUCGUAGUGAGUGGUUAUUCGCCUCUUGGAAGACCUGGAAAUAGAUUAGGUAUUAAAAAUUCUUUGGAUAAUCCAGUAAUUAUUAAUAUAGCUGAAAAAUAUAAAAAAACAUCAGCACAAAUAGCGCUUCGAUAUGUUUAUCAACAAGGUGCAGCAGUAAUUGCUAAAUCGGUAACUAAAAGUAGAAUUAAAGAAAACAUGGAAAUAUUUGAUUUUGAAUUAACAAAGGAUGAAAUGACUGCUAUAAAAGCGAUUGGUACUGGUGAAAGAGUAGCACCAUCAGCAGAAAGAAAAAUGGUUUUAAACGUACCAAAUGUUAAAUUUUACAACGGUAAUACUAUUCCUCAAUUUGGACUGGGUACAUGGAAGUCAAAACCCGGAGAAGUUACUCAAGCUGUAAAAGAUGCUAUAGAUGCUGGUUAUCGGCACAUUGAUUGUGCCCACGUCUACGGUAAUGAGAAAGAAGUUGGAGAAGCUAUCAAAACCAAGAUUGAUGAAGGAGUUGUCACUAGAAAAGAUUUAUUCAUUACCAGUAAACUUUGGAAUACUUACCACAAAACUGAUUUAGUUGAGCCUGCGCUUAAAACUACGUUGAGCAAUCUUGGUCUGGAGUACUUAGAUCUUUAUUUAAUUCAUUGGCCUAUCGCUUACAAAGAAGGGGAUGACUUAUUUCCAAAAAAAUCUGAUGGUACUCCUGACUUUAGCGAAGCUGAUUAUAUUGAUACAUGGAAGGGUAUGGAAGGUGUAUUAAAAAAAGGAUUAACUAAGAACAUCGGUGUCAGUAACUUUAAUUCGGAACAGAUUACUAGAUUACUUAGUAACUGUACUGUUAAACCGGUAACCAAUCAAAUCGAAUGUCAUCCGUAUUUAAAUCAAAGAAAAUUGUCUGAUUUCUGUAAAGAAAAAGAAAUUGUCAUUACAGCUUAUAGUCCUUUGGGGUCGCCGGAUAGACCAUGGGCCAAGCCAGAUGAUCCUAAAUUAUUGGAUGAUGCUAAGUUAAAUGAACUUGCAAAGAAAUAUAAGAAGACAGCAGCACAAAUUCUUUUACGCUAUCAAUUGGAUCGUGGACAUGUAGUUAUUCCAAAAUCCGUAACCAAAUCACGUAUCAUCGAAAAUAGUAAUAUUUUUGAUUUUAAACUUACGCCCGAGGAUAUUGCCUACAUCGAUACUUUUGAUUGCAAUGGAAGAAUCUGCCCGAUGACGGGAUCCGAGGCUAGUCCUUAUUACCCAUUCGCCAUACCUUUUUAAAUAAUGCUGCAAAUUAAACGAGAUUUGUUUCAGUCGUAGUUCAAACGACUAGAUAAAACUUUAUCUAAAAGAUAUAUAUAAUUCAAAUUAUUUUCUUAGUUACAUCCACGCAUAAAUGUUCGUAUUUUUCUACGCAUGUAUUUUUCGAUAAUUAUAAAAAAUAAAUUUUCAUGAAAUAAAUAUCUCGCAUCACGGGUGAAAUGUUCCGGUAGUAUAAUCCAAUUUGAUAUUACUCGUAUUGAUAAUAUUACAAUGUUAUUUGAUAAUAUUGAACUGUUAAACCAAAAGUAUUGUUUAGAAAGAACAAUGUAAGUUUACUUUAUGAAACAAUGAUCGAUAUUCAAUUGCAACAACAAGAGGAAUUAUUCUCGUUGCUGUCUUCGCAACCGCAAGAACAACAUUCGCAGUAUUCGUCAUCGCUGUCACUGCUGCUUAUACAAUUACGCGACAACGAUUUUGCUACAGGUUGAUAUCCUUUAUCCAAUGGACAAGAUGGUACGACUCCACAUCUACAGGGUACACUGGAUAAUCCGAAUGCACAUUUACCUUUGCAAUUGCAUUUACAUUCAUUUUUAUUGCGUAUCAAAUUGCAUUUUUUGCACGACGAUGACGAUAUAUAAGAAUUAUUAGAUGUAACCUUGUAGUUGCAAGGUGCUGUUGGACAUACUAAAACAUACAUGAAAGACUUGUGAAUGUUCCGAGUAAUGUUAAGAAUGUUUUCUGAUUUUUUUCUCUUAACAAUUAGAAA